AUGUUGAGGAAUCCAAAUCAUGGUACAUUCUACACAUACUUUAGAACAAAGUAUCAUCACUGGUCUGAUGUGAUUGAUAUCAUUGAGAAUGGUCACUUUGGUCUACUUCGUGAUCGUGUCAAGCGCAACCUAUUCAUCAACGCCACAAAAAAUACAAUGACAGCAAUGUGUGGAACAAACAUAGAUGAUGUCACAUUCGACGCUGUAUACAUCAAGUAUCAAAUGUACUUUAGGGACCCAGCGGCACUGGAGGAGGCAGUGGGCAUUGGCAACAUUCACAUCGUGAAGACCCUACUCAACCAGAGGCAACCAAUGGCAUUCAAACGAGAUUACAACUUGACCAAGUACGCAUUCAACAAGUCACAGUUCAAGAUGUUGAUGUACCUGCGUGAGACUGGUGAGUUUGACAAUGAUAGACUGGUGGCGAACGAUCACAUGGAGUUGGCCAACAGCUUGUUCAAGACCCGCAAUUCCGACACCAUCAGGUACAUGCUCAAGUCGCUUCCAGAGUCCUUUGUACUUGGUUCACUGAUCAGAUCGCAUGCGUGCAUUGGAGCCAAUCCCCAAAAUAUAGUGAUGACGGGCGACCCGGACCUCAUCACUGAGCUGCUUGCCAAGGACAUCGACAAGAUAAGGAUUGUGAUCAAGUCAAACAACAGGUACAUAGUAGACUACAAAGAGUUGAAGAAUGUCACGCCAAGACAACAACUAGAGCACCUGGAGAGAUUGAUUGAUUUUGGAUUCAUUCAAGGACGUGGCUCGGAGCGAGAUCCCAAUGCAUUGCUCAAAUGGUCAAUGGACACGACUCACACAAUCGCAUUGUUGUUGGGUGACGAAGAUGCUCGAAUGAUCGAUCAUAUACAACGCGUGGACAUUGGCAAUGAGGCCAGGAUGGUGUUCAUCAAGAUUGGUGAGAUCGCCGCCAUGGACAAGAAGUUGGGAUACAUAUUCUUAUACUACAUCAUGCGAGAGUAUGCGUCUACAGGUGAUUGUUUCCUCAUACCAUAUCUCAUGGAUAUCUGGAAUCAUACCGUUUGGAAUGAACUCAACAAUGGCACACUAUUCAACAACAUCACCAAGAAUGGCACACUGACCCAGGCUCGAGUGGCAAUAGGAUACAUCGAGAAGGGAGAGACGCAUACGACCCCAAACAAGCAUGUUGAUGGCUACCUCUACUCACACUGGAUCGAGUCCAAGAAUCCAGACACUGCCAUGUCCGUUAUCAAAUACUUUAACAAUCAUGGCGUGACGAUCACCUCAAUCAUCGACACUCAGGUCGUCACCAAUGUGGACAUGCUGAACUUCCUCAUGUCCGACCAGAACAAGAUAUUCCCAUCAUGGUAUCCACGCAAGUUUAUUGGGCGAUCAGUACUUCAGGCGGCACUGGAGAAGGGAUACCCCAAGUCAGUGCCUAUGCACCAGGCGCAGUUCAACGCGAGGAUUGCAGCAGCUGCAGGACGCCUGGACAUUAUCAACUUGUUCCUGGAAUAUUGGCCAGAUCUCUUCACACGGGACCAGGAGUUGCAGCUGAUGUGUGUGAUGAUGGGCAAUGAGGAGAUCAACAAGCAGCUGUCAUCUAAUAGCCUGGUGGACUUCACCGCCGAUCAUGUAUGGUCAUACAGUGGGGCACUGGGCGAUCCUCAGGUGUUGGAGUUCAUGCUCAAACAUUGUACAUUGGAUAAGAUCAAGUUGGAGAAGUCACUAAACUCAAUGAUAGAUGUUGGAUUCCAACAAGAUCACUUGGAUGAGUUCAUUGGAUUGGCCGUCAAGAAUGGUCAUGUGGAGACAUUGGAAUUCAUUUUAAGUCAACUAGUCAAUAAGACUCGAGACCCAAUCAUAGAGUCAAAGUUGCGUCAAUAUACAACAAUGUUGAUCGAUCAGUCUGACACUCACAUGUUGCACUAUCUUGUACAUAUUGGUGCGACGUUGGACACAAAGGGCAUAUACAUCAACGAGUCAUUCAGGAGCAACAAAACAAUCCAGGCCAUUAUCGAAAGAUACAAACAACAGAGAUCCAAACCAAAGGCCAUGGCAAAGGGUAGUCGGAAGGUGUUGCGCAAGUAA
Molecule: messenger RNA, 2064 nt
Organism: Acytostelium subglobosum LB1
Lineage: Eukaryota; Evosea; Eumycetozoa; Acytosteliales; Acytosteliaceae
Exons: 2
Coding region: 1-2064 (687 amino acids)
Source: RefSeq, a predicted model, not a curated record